GAAUUGAAAUUUUCCGAUUUUUCAACAAAUGGACAGCAUGCGAACCUCGCAGCAGAGAAAAGUGUUAAUUGUAAUUUUUGUGCUAUUUUUCACGUGGUUAUUCUAUUUGCAAAGGACUCGAUUGAAAGCUGACACUGAAGAUUCGUAUAUUGUUGAAGGGCAAGGUUCUAGCAGAAUAGUACCUCGGCAAUGCCAUGUGCAAUAUUGGAAUCAAAAGACAACGCAUUCUCUACCCCAUCAAGAGGAAUUCGAGGAAUGGAGGACUAGAAGAAUCGGGUCACAUAACAACAUCAUCGACGCCGAGCCACGUCUCCUAUCAGCGUUCGUGUAUCCUGAUCAAAUUUCGAUUGUAACCACUGCGUUUCACACUUAUGGAAAACGAGCCGUAUGCAUUUACUAUGACUGCAACCGUCGAGAAAUUCCAUCUUCAAGAUUUGCCUCGCGUGUAAUUCCAUUAACAGUUGUAAGCUGCCCGAGGAGGCAUGGCGCGGAGUACAUGAGCGUCAGUUUUAAUAAGGACGAGGAGAUUCCGGAACCGAUUAAGCUGACGUUCAGAGCUUAUGAACAACCAGUCCACGAGUUGUCAGUCUGCGUGGGCCCUCUCUACGGGUCUGAGAGCAAGUGGUUGGAAGUGGUCGAGUACGUGGAGCAUUAUCGAUUAUUGGGAACUUCAAUGUUCUAUUUUGCGCUAUUCAAUAUGAACGAAUAUGACAGAAAAAUAAUUGACGACUACGAGCGAAUGGGGUUGGCAGAAUCGACAAAGUUCACAAUGGAAUAUGUAAAGUUGGGAUGGAUGUUUCAUUUAUUGCAGACUCAUGAAUGCCAUCAUCGGAGCAGGUUCCAUUCGAAAUGGGUCAUCAACAUGGACAUCGACGAACGUGUCAUAUAUACCGGGCCGAAUAAUUUCAUACAUUUCUUUAGGUCGAUCCCCUCAAAUUUUUCUGAGAUCAGCUUAAGCUCAAAUCGAGUGCUCAAAACUCAUGAGUUACCUGAAAGGUUUAAAAAUGAAAAUGAACUUCGUGCCGAGAUGAUGUUCUUGAAGUACAACCAGACCACUGAGAUCAGCUGGUACAAUUUGAAAGGAAUAAUUCGUCCAGAAAUGGUUGCUCUCUUGUUCUAUCAUUGGUCAUGCAGGCAGUUUGAUGAGACACAUGUAAUGUCAGUGCCGAAGAGAUUUGCUUAUGUCAGACACUACCGAAGUGUGGACAACAACAAAUUGAACAGCAACUGGAGGACCUUUUACAAAGGAGACCUAACCGAAACACGACUAGCUGAGCCAUUUGAAAAGCAACUCAUUGAAGCGGUCACGAAACGUGUCAAAUACGUGUAUGAGCAACGAAUGAUCCGCUGCGAAGAAAUACCGCCGUGGAUAUUUGAUCGGUUUGAGAGGCGGUUACUAGAUUGUAAAUUUAGAAAUGAAACUCAACCCAUUGAGAGUACUGGUAAUUGAUGUAAUGUGUAGGAAUAUGUUUUUGAAUAAAAAUCUUUAAUCUUUUAA
Caenorhabditis elegans is the source of this 1498-nucleotide messenger RNA. It is a transcript of the gene gtnt-41, whose product is annotated as Glycosyltransferase family 92 protein. The transcript is spliced from 9 exons. NCBI's taxonomy places the organism in Eukaryota, Metazoa, Nematoda, Chromadorea, Rhabditida, Rhabditidae. Gene Ontology annotation, molecular function: glycosyltransferase activity. Gene Ontology annotation, cellular component: membrane. The record is from RefSeq and is marked reviewed. The coding region runs from base 29 to 1450 and encodes 473 amino acids.